AUGGAUUGGAAGGACUUACUCUACUCUCUAUCUGUACUAUCUACUAUCUCUAUCUCUACUAUCUCUACCUCUACUACCUACUACCUCUACUACCUCUACUACCUCUACCUCUACUACCUCUACCUCUACUACCUCUACUACCUCUACCUCUACUACCUCUACCUCUACUACCUCUACCUCUACUACCUCUACUACCUCUACCUCUACUACCUCUACUACCUCUACUAUCUCUACUACCUCUACCUCUACUACCUCUACUACCUCUACUACCUCUACUAUCUCUACUAUCUCUACUAUCUCUACUAUCUCUACUACCUCUACUAG
Messenger RNA from Pseudogymnoascus destructans, 324 nucleotides. RefSeq lists its product as uncharacterized. Lineage: Eukaryota; Fungi; Ascomycota; Leotiomycetes; Thelebolales; Thelebolaceae. The transcript has a single exon. The record is from RefSeq and is a predicted model, not a curated record. The coding region runs from base 1 to 324 and encodes 107 amino acids.